AUGUGGGGGAAAGGUGCGAAUGCGUCGAUUAGGGAUCGGACGCAGGAGUUUCUGGGCAUAGCGGAGAGGGUAAAGAAGUCAUACUCCUCUCAAAAUGGGCCAAGCAGCAGCGGUUCGAAACCUCAGGAACCGCAGACCAUGGCGAUGCAGUCGGAAUUUAAUCGUAAGGCGUCCAAGAUCGGGCUCGGGAUUCACCAGACCUCGCAGAAACUAUCUAAGCUCGCGAAAUUGGCCAAGAGGACCUCAGUUUUUGAUGAUCCCACCAUGGAAAUUCAGGAGCUGACAGCAGUUAUCAAGCAAGAUAUAACUGCACUGAAUUCUGCCGUAGUUGAUCUCCAGCUUCUAUGCAACUCACGUAAUGGAAAUAGUAAUAUUUCCAGUGACACCACCACUCAUUCUACAACAGUAGUUGAUGAUCUGAAGAAUCGGUUGAUGAGUGCCACAAAGGAGUUCAAGGAAGUAUUGACUAUGAGGACAGAGAACUUGAAGGUUCAUGAAAACAGGAGACAAUUGUUCUCUUCUAAUGCUUCCAAGAAUCCGGCUAAUCCAUUUGUUCGCCAGCGACCUUUGGCUGCAAAGCCUGCUGGAAGUACUUCAGCUGCCCCUGCUCUUCCAUGGGCUAGUGGGGGACAAUCUUCAUCCCAUCCGUUCCCUAAGAACCAGAUGGAUGGGGAGACUCAACCAUUAAUGUCACAGCAGCAGCAUCAUCAACAACAACAACAACAGGAAUUGGUUCCAGUACAAGAUAGCUACAUGCAGAGUAGAGCUGAAGCGCUUCAGAAUGUGGAAUCGACAAUUCAUGAGCUGGGCAAUAUUUUUAAUCAGCUUGCUACCUUGGUUUCUCAGCAAGGAGAGAUUGCUAUCAGGAUUGAUGAGAACAUGGACGAUACACUGUCAAAUGUGGAGGGAGCACAAGGGGCUUUGCUCAAGUAUCUCAAUAGCAUCUCUUCAAACCGGUGGCUUAUGAUCAAGAUAUUCUUUGUACUAGUUUUCUUUCUCAUGAUUUUCCUAUUCUUUGUGGCAUAG
Messenger RNA from Fraxinus pennsylvanica, 1026 nucleotides. NCBI's taxonomy places the organism in Eukaryota, Viridiplantae, Streptophyta, Magnoliopsida, Lamiales, Oleaceae. The record is from the annotation of a GenBank genome assembly.